Messenger RNA from Prorocentrum cordatum, 861 nucleotides. The record is from the annotation of a GenBank genome assembly. NCBI's taxonomy places the organism in Eukaryota, Dinophyceae, Prorocentrales, Prorocentraceae.
AUGCAGGAGCACGAGGACAGCGUCGCCAUGAACCAUCAGAUUCAUCAGACUUCCGGACGAGCCCAGCAGUUGCUCAGCCAGGAAUCGUUGUCGUCAGCCGCGGCGGAGGAGCUGCAGUUCGAAAGGGCCUGGUGGGCCGAGGCGUUAAAAUCGAUGAUCCAGGAGCACCUCGCGGACCAGAUGGCCGCAAUCAGGGAGGCCUUCGAGGGCCCCGUGGUAGAGAUCGGGCGGGCGCAGCGGAUUCAGGCGGAGCUGCAGCAGACGCAGCAGCUGCAGAUGCAGCAGCUGCAGGGUUCCGUGCUGGAGAUCCGACAGGCCGCCUCGGAGGCCGCCGUGCCCGUGGCGAAUGGACCCGGCAAGCGAGAGACGCGCCUGCAGGACGCGCGGCCCCAGUCGGCGCCCCCGCCGCCAGACGGCGCCUCGCGGGCGACGCCGCCCGAGGCGCCGCCGCCGCCGGGCGGCUCCCCGCAGGCGGGGAGCGCGCUCGCCGCGGAGCUGGGCGACGCGGUGCGCGCCGCGGUGCGCGCGGAGCUGGGCGAGCUGCUCGCGGAGGGCGGGCCCCUGCGCGGCGCCCUGCGGAGCGAGGCAGAGGCCGCGUCGGGCAGCUGCGGCUGCUCGCCGUGCCGGCGCAGGCUGAGCGGGACUCUUAGACAUAGCCUGGAGCAAACGCACGGGGAGGGUGUGGACACGACGGCGGCGGAAGAUUUUGGUAGCUUUGCGCCGAGCCUUGUUCGGGGCGCCAGCUUUGGCAGUCAAGCUGCCAUCAAACGAAACAAUUCCGCUGCGUCCGAGCAUUUCGCCCAUAUCAUUGAGACCGCCAAUGUUGAGCGGGCCAGUGCAGUUGAUUCUGACAGUAACGAG